AUGGAAGCCAAGCAGCCAAGACCUUUUAGUGAUUUUCAGAAGCAUAGACAGGAGUUUACCCCAGUAUAUCCAGACUCAUUGGAUAUUAACAGCAAGAUCAACAUCAGAAAGGAAGACUUUGGAGUCAAAGAAGAAAUUAAGCCCUUGUUCAAGACCUUAUUAGGCGAAACAGGAAUGCCUUAUGUUGAGCUCCAGGUAGAUGAUUCGAGUGGAAAAAUCUUAAAAACUGCAGAACCCAUUAGGAUUGGGUGUGUUCUCUCAGGAGGACAGGCUCCAGGGGGUCACAAUGUCAUCUCUGGGCUUUAUGAUAUGGUCAAGGAUAUCCACCCAGAUUCCAAACUCUUUGGAUUUCUCAAAGGUCCUCACGGUAUUUUCACUGGAAACUUUGUUGAAAUUGAAGAUGACUUUAUGAAUGAGUACAGAAACAUGGGAGGAUUUGAUAUGAUAAGAUCUGGAAGAGAUAAGAUCGAAUCUCCAGAGCAAUUUGAGAACUCUCUUAAAUACUGUAAUGAUCUUGAGCUAAACGGACUUGUAGUAAUCGGAGGAGAUGAUUCAAACACCAAUGCAUGCCUCCUUGCUGAAUAUUUUAAUUCUCAUGAAAGCAAAUGUAAAGUUGUCGGAGCUCCAAAGACUAUUGAUGGUGACUUGAAGAAUGAGUACUGCGAAGUGUCCUUCGGAUUUGAUACUGCCACCAAGACUUACUCCGAACAAAUUGGAAAUAUUAUCGUCGAUAAUAGAUCUACAAAGAAAUACUAUCACUUCAUUAGAUUAAUGGGAAGAUCAGCAUCUCAUAUUGCUCUUGAGUGCUACCUUCAGACUAGAGCAGACCUCGUCCUCAUUGGAGAAGAGAUCUUUGAGAAAAACAGAACCCUCAAAGAAGUAACCAACGAGAUUGUAGAUGUGAUUGUCAAAAGAAAUGAACUCGGAAAGAACUAUGGAGUCUUCUUAAUUCCAGAAGGUAUUAUAGAAUUUUUCCCAGAAAUGAAGCCUCUGAUUUCCCAAAUAAACGACCUAUUUGGAGAAAAGACUGAUAUUGAAGACCCUAGAGCUUAUGUACUUGAGCACCUUACUGCCGAUAAUAAAGCCCUGUUUGAGUUUCUUCCAAAAGAAAUCGCAGACCAACUUUUGUUAGAUAGAGAUCCACAUGGAAAUGUCCAGGUUGCAAAGAUUGAAACAGAAAUUCUCAUGAUUUUGUUGUGUCAGAAGGAGCUAGAGGAAAGAGAAGCCAAAGGAGAGUACUCUGGCAAGUUCCACCCUCAAAGCCACUACUUUGGAUACGAAGGAAGAUGUGCGAUCCCUAGUAAUUUCGAUACACAAUAUUGUUACGCGAUUGGAAGAACUGCUGCAUCUUUGAUAUCGCUUGGUUACUCUGGUUACAUGGCAAUUAAUAAAAAUUUGCAAGAUUCAAAUCCGAAAAACUGGAUCUCAGCAGGAUGUCCUCUACCAACAAUGAUGGGAAUGGAAAGAAGGAAAGGAAAAGAUAAGCCUGUCAUCACCAAGUACAUUGUCGAGCUAGAUGGACCAAUGUACAAAACCUACCUCCAAUUCAAAGAUAGGUGGAGUCUUUACGAUUGUAAUGUUUCUCCGGGACCUAUCCAACUUCACGACCCUUCUUCAAUUGAUGUACCUUUCCUUGUCAGAUCUCCUGAUCUUGAACUUCUGGAGAAAGAGACUGAGGAUAGAAUCAAGCUUGAGAAGAGUUUAGAUGACUAUCAGCAAUACUUCACGACUUCAGAGACGAAUCUCUCACAAGAUGCCAAGAAAAUGCUAAGCUAUAAGGCUGGAAUUCCAUCUUUCCUUGAAAAUGGGGAUUAUGGAUGUGUCGUGGUUAGGAAAGCAAGACCCAAAAAUAUCGAUAUCGAGCAAACACUCCACGAACAAUACCCUUACCUAUCUAAUGACACCUACACCACUCACUUUACUGAGAUCGUUGAUAAAAAGGAUAUCAAAGUAUCAAAUACCUUUACUCAGGAUGAGGAAGUGCUUAGGCUUAAUGAAGAGUUGUCAGCCAAUCAGAAAUCUCAUAUUAAAAUCGGUAUUGUGAUUUGCGGAAGGCAAGCCCCAGGAAUGCACAAUGUUAUUGAUGGACUUCUAAGAUUUGCUAAAAACCAUGGAGAUGUAGAACUUAUUGGAUUCACGAAUGGAACAAAAGGAUUCUUCAAAGGAGAGCACAUUAUCAUAACUGAAGAAAAUUUUGCUCUCUACAGAAACCAAGGUGGAUGUGAAUUUUUAGGAAGAUCUGUUGACCAAAUCAGAACUCCAGAACACCAAGAAGCUGCUCUAGAGACCUGUACUAAGUUUAACUUAAGCGGGCUCGUUCUUGUAGGAGCUAGUCACUCACUCUCCGAUGCUGCUCAUCUCACUGAUAUAUUUUUGGAGAAAAAUAUCCAAACUAAAGUUGUUGGAGUUCCUUCAACCAUUUUCGGAAAUAUCUGUGGAAAAUAUAUCGAAUCAACGGUUGGAUUUGACACUGCUUCCAAACUUUAUUCACAGCUUAUUGGGAACAUUAUGACUGAUGCUGCUUCUGCUGUGAAAUAUUGGUAUCUCAUGAGACUCAUGGGAGGAGAUCCUUCUCAUCUAGCCUUGGAGAGUGCUCUUCAAACCGGUCCAAAUGCAGUUCUAAUCUCAGAAGAAAGUGCUAGAGAUAAUGAGGCUCUUCCUGCAAUUGUAAGCAGACUGUGCGAUUUAAUUCAAAAGAGACACGAGGAAGGAAAGGACUUUGGAACAAUCCUCAUCCCAGAUGGAUUGCUUUCACAUCUCUCUCAUUAUUCUACCAUCAUUGACGAGCUCAAUCAAGCUUUCAAUAGUUGCACUACAAGCGAAGAAGUCGAAAAACUUGAAGAAAAAUUACUAAAUUCCCAGGAUGCAGAUGACUGUCUCACUCCAUGGAGUCUCUCAGUUUUCAAUAUCCUUCCAGAUUUCAUUAAAAAGCAACUCUUUAUUACCAGAAAGAUCACAGGGAAGUUCGAUCUUGCUCAAGUCCAGACUGAGAAGCUUAUCAGUCACUUGAUUACUGAAGAAUUUAGGAAGAGAAAGGAAGAAACCGGAGUAAAGAUUCCAUUCAGCCCAGUUACUCACUUCUUUGGUUAUCAAGGAAGAGGAUCUUUGCCAAGUCUCUUCGAUUGCUCCCUUGCCUCUACCUAUGGCUACACUGCAGGUGCUUUAAUCGAGCAUGGACUUACUGGUAUGUGAGUUACCGCUAGAGGACUUAUGUCUGACCCAGCAGACUGGAAAGUAGGAGGAGUUCCAUUCAUUGCUUUAAUGGACAAAAAGGCUAAAUCUAGUGUUUAUGGAAGAGACAAAGUCUAUAUCAAAUCUGAAGAAGUCAACUUGAAUGCUUUCGUAUAUCAAAAAUCCAAGGUACUUUCUAAGCAAUGGGAGAUGAAUGACAAUUUUGUUAACCCAGGACCCAUCCAACUCUUUGGGGAAGGAAAGGAUAGAGUUAACAUGAAAGCCCACCUGGAGGCAAAAGAAUACUCCGAACAAGUGAGUACUAUCAAAGACUUGUGUAAUUUUAUCCAAAGAAGAUGCACAUUUGCAGAUGACGCAGGAAUUCUCAAAGCCGCUAUCGCCAGCUUAAAGGGUGUUGAUGAAACACUCUAAGUUGAGGAUAAGAAUCCGAUUAUUCGAAUAAGGUUCAUAUUCAACUCUCUUU
Molecule: messenger RNA, 3655 nt
Organism: Moneuplotes crassus
Lineage: Eukaryota; Ciliophora; Spirotrichea; Euplotida; Euplotidae
Source: the annotation of a GenBank genome assembly